This is a messenger RNA of Marmota monax (woodchuck), 1728 nucleotides long. RefSeq names its product neurexophilin 4 (gene Nxph4). NCBI's taxonomy places the organism in Eukaryota, Metazoa, Chordata, Mammalia, Rodentia, Sciuridae. The transcript is spliced from 2 exons. Gene Ontology annotation, molecular function: signaling receptor binding. The record is from RefSeq and is a predicted model, not a curated record. Bases 140 to 1063 code for a protein of 307 amino acids.
CUCUCGUUCAGUCCGCGGGCCGCGCCGCCCGCUCCCGCCGCUUCGGCAGCCACCCCGCCGCCCAGCAGCCCGGAGCCCCGCGCCCUGUCCGGCUGUCCCCGGGACCCGCCCUGACCGCCCAGCUCGGCCGCCCGGGAAGAUGCGACUGCUCGCGGAAUGGCUCCUCUUGCUCUUUGGCCCUUGGCUUCUUAGGAAGGUCGUCAGUGCCCAGAUACCAGAGUCGGGAAGGCCGCAGUACCUGGAGCUGCGCCCAGCUACUCCAGGAGGGGGUGCCCCUGGCCAACAGCUCCCUGCGUCCAGGUCUUCUGACGGCCUGGGGCUGGCCGGCGCCUGGAGCUGGGCCUGGCCGGCUAACCACACGGGGGCGCUGACCCAGGCGGGGGUGGCCGGGGCGCUGCCGGCUCAGCGCACUAAGAGGAAGCCGUCCAUCAAAGCCGCACGAGCCAAAAAGAUCUUCGGCUGGGGGGACUUCUACUUUAGAGUGCAUACCCUCAAGUUCUCGCUGCUGGUGACCGGCAAGAUCGUGGACCAUGUGAAUGGUACCUUCAGUGUGUAUUUCCGCCACAACUCCUCCAGUCUGGGCAACCUCAGUGUCAGUAUUGUGCCACCUUCUAAGCGUGUGGAGUUCGGGGGCGUCUGGCUGCCUGGGCCUGCCCCCCACCCACUACAGUCUACGCUGGCCCUGGAGGGGGUGCUUCCUGGGCUGGGGCCCCCUUUAGGGAUGGCGGCAGCUGCGGGACCGGGGCUUGGGGGCACCCUUGGGGGCGCACUGGCAGGUUCACUAGGCAGCGCUCUGGGAGUGCCCGGGGCCAAAGAAUCACGCGCUUUCAAUUGCCACGUGGAGUAUGAGAAGACAAACCGCGCUCGUAAGCACCGCCCGUGCCUGUACGACCCGUCGCAGGUGUGCUUCACUGAGCACACGCAGAGCCAGGCCGCCUGGCUCUGUGCCAAGCCCUUCAAAGUCAUCUGUAUCUUCGUCUCCUUCCUCAGCUUUGACUACAAACUGGUGCAGAAGGUAUGCCCAGACUAUAACUUCCAAAGUGAACACCCUUACUUUGGAUAGCUCCCCUGGCCCGGCCCUGAGCAUCCCGCCAAAUCCCAGCCUCUGUAAGUGGGACUCCUCCCGAUAUCCCUCCGCUCCUGUGGUCUCCUCCACUCCUGCUGCGGAGUGCGGCGGAAGGGGACAGCCCUCAUCAGCCAGUGUUUCCCUUGUCCUUAUGGGGAGUGCCCAUGAGGCUGUAACCCCCUCAGAUACACCCUAACGUGGAGAGAUAAGGGCGCAGCCCUAGAAUGGGCGGGGUUUGGAGGUGGUACCAGGGUCCUCUUAGUCCACACCGGAUCCCCUUUUUGCUUCUGGCGCUGGGCUGGGCACUCCCCUUGCCCGUAGCUUUAAUAACACCUGGCCUGGCACCCUUAUCCCACCCAGACAUUCUGGCCCCCAAGCGCUUGUUCUCCUGUGCCCCUGGUAAAGACUAAAGGUCUAUUAAACCCCUGGCCUAUCCUUAUCCCUCUCUGCCUGCCGUUUGCCUGUCCCUUUUUCCUCCCAACCUCGCAGAAGCAGAACUCCUAAGCAGGGGCACUCAGCCCGGCCUCUGCCCUCUGCUUGCUUCCCUCUUGUCGGUGCAGUGCAGUUCCACCUGCCCUCUCUGGCUGCUUCCUCUCGGUGAUAUUUUUUUUCUACGCCAAAACAGACGGGAAAGGGAACAAAAUAAAGUGAAAUCCAAUACG